Hippocampus comes (tiger tail seahorse) is the source of this 1458-nucleotide messenger RNA. It is a transcript of the gene ftcdnl1, whose product is annotated as formiminotransferase cyclodeaminase N-terminal like 1. The record is from RefSeq and is a predicted model, not a curated record. Bases 393 to 1430 code for a protein of 345 amino acids. Lineage: Eukaryota; Metazoa; Chordata; Actinopteri; Syngnathiformes; Syngnathidae. Gene Ontology annotation, molecular function: folic acid binding; transferase activity. The transcript is spliced from 6 exons.
AUUUUCUCUUUUUUUUUUUAUUUAUGGGGGAGGGCAGUUAGACUUUUGUGACAGUUUCUCAUUGUUCCGGUUCAUUUCUUAAAAUGGCCAUUUUCCCGAUCUUCAGUUUCAUCAGUGCCAUGAUGGACAUUGGCGUAUUUCUCCCGUUUCUCACUUCUACCGCUCUGGCGGACAUGUGUGAGCCACUUGCCUCAACUUUCGAUUUGACCUCGAUCACUGCGAUGAUAGUCGCGUGACGUUUUCUCGUUUCGCUUACUUUCACUCCCUUCUUGAAGUUGCCAACUCUGUGACACCCCCGCCCCCAAGACCAUUUAAUGCAGUAGACUACAACCAUGGCACAAGAUCCUCUGUUGAUUUCCCACUGAGAGUCGUCGAUAGCUUUGCUCACCUGAAUGUCCCCGUGGAAAAACACCACUUACUAUAAUUGCAGAAACAUGACGACCACUUCAAUGGGAAGACGCCUGGUGACGUGCCUGCUCAACGUGUCAGAGGCUCGCAGGAAGGACUUGGUGGAACGUGUGGCCAAGGCCGCCUUAUACGACUCUCAAGGUGUUAGAAGAGACGGGACCACGGUGCUGAACAUCUUCAAUGACCGUGACUACAACCGCUCCGUCAUCACAAUUGUGGCCACCGUUGAAGCCAUCAGGGAGGCCGUCUUGUCUGCCUGCGAGAAAGCCUGCGAGCUGUUUGACAUGCGCGACCACUCGGGCGUCCACCCGUGUUUGGGUGCCGUGGACCUGGUCCCCAUCUACCCCCUGGGGGAGGACGUGGGCCCCGACGACUGUGCUCGAGAGUCUCGCGCGGUGGCCGUGGGCCUGACCGAGCGAGUGCCGGGAACCAGCGUCUUCCUCUUCGGGUGGGCGGACGCCCCGCAUCAGCGGGGGCUGGCGCAGAGGAGGAAGGAGAUGGGCUGGUUCAAGAAGACGCCCGACUUGAACGGCGUGAGGCCCUGCGUCGGGCCCGUGCCAUGCCAACGCUUCGGCCUCACCGGCGUCGGGGCCAGUCCCUACGUCAUGAACUGCAACGUCACUAUCGACACGCAGGAUCUAACCGUAGGACGGCGCAUCGCCGCCGCCAUCAGGGAAUCCACGCCGGGGGGUCUUCCGGGGGUCCAGGUCCUGGCCCUGCCACACGAGGGCGCCGUGGAGAUCGCCUGCAACGUGGAGAGCGUGCCGGGGGCCGGGCCCAGCCCGACCGACGCCGCGGCGGCGCCCUGGCCGUCCUUCAGCAUCGGGGGGCGGCCGUACUGUCACGUUCCAGCUCGUCUCAUCGCCGCCAGGGUCGCCCGGCUGGCGGGCGACCAGGGCGUUGCCACCAAGCGCGCCGCCUUGGUGGGCUUCACCCCCAUCGAGUGUCGGGGCUUGGCCGAGUUGGCUCUGUCUCGGGGGAUUGCCGAAUUUUGGAAAGAGCAGCAAAGCGUGCGCAUGUGAAAAUAAAUUUGGAUUCAAGGCCACCUCA